Molecule: messenger RNA, 1141 nt
Organism: Rhopalosiphum maidis (corn leaf aphid)
Lineage: Eukaryota; Metazoa; Arthropoda; Insecta; Hemiptera; Aphididae
Product: U2 snRNP component ist3-like
Exons: 3
Coding region: 161-1123 (320 amino acids)
Biological process (GO): mRNA splicing, via spliceosome
Cellular component (GO): catalytic step 2 spliceosome; precatalytic spliceosome; U2 snRNP
Molecular function (GO): RNA binding
Source: RefSeq, a predicted model, not a curated record
CGAGCACUAUAAUGAACGAGACUACUAUGAGUAAUAAAGUGAAUAAUAUGUGAUUUAAAAUAAAGUUAUGACCUACGUAGUUAUUUUAUUUCAUAAAAAAGGACUAGUUAAGAUUAGGUAAACUUUCUAAAUUAAAAACGGCUAACGAACAACUAUUAAAAUGAAUCCAUUAACAAAUAUGAGAAAUGUGAAAAAACUCAGUGAACAAGAAUUGACACGACUACCUAAAAGUUCAUGGCAUGAUGAAUAUAAAUCAAGUGCAUGGAUAUUUGUUGGUGGAUUACCUUAUGAUCUUUCUGAAGGCGAUAUCAUGUCUAUAUUUUCUCAAUAUGGAGAAAUUACUAACUUAAAUUUAGUACGGGAUAAAGAUACUGGCAAACAGAAAGGAUUUUGUUUUGUAUGCUAUGAAGAUCAAAGGAGUACAGUAUUAGCUGUGGAUAACUUUAAUGGUACACGUGUACUAGGUCGAAUAUUACGUGUUGAUCAUGUUAAAGAUUACAAACCACCAAAAAAUUCAGAACCUACUAACAAAAUUAAGACUGAAAAAUUUGAAAAUGAUGAUUUCCAGGUUAAAACUGAAUUUAAAACUGAAAUUAAAGAGGAAAUUUUAUCGCCACAGAUUCAAAGAACAAGAACCAUUAGCACUCCAGAAAUAAAACAAGAAGUUUGCACUCCAGAAAUAAAACGAGAAGUUUGUACUCCAGAAAUAAUUAGAAGUCCUGAUUAUAAAAAUAAUAAGGCAACUAACAAAUCUAAAGAUAAGAAACGGCACCACAGAGAUAGAUCUAAAGAAAAAGAUAAAUUGCACUAUAAAUAUCAAAGAGAAGACUCAAGAGAAAAAUAUAGAAGAAAACAUAGCAAAAGUGAACAAGAUAUGUCUUAUAAGAAAGAGAAAAAUAAUAAACGUUCUAAACACAGUCGAAGUCAAGAGAAGGAUGUUAGUAAAAAUUCUAAAACUAUAUCUUCUAAAGACUAUAGUAAUAGAGAUAAAUCAAGAGAAAGAGAUAGAAAGCAGAUAAAAGACGACAGAAAAGAAUAUAAUAACAAGGAUUAUGGUGACAAGAAUAAAAGAAAAAGUUAUAAAGAAGACGAUAAGAAUUGUAAAAAACAAAAAAAAUAUUAAAAUUCUAUGUAAAUAUAA